CUUCUGCCCCCGUGUCUCUAGUCUUCGAGCAUCCUUCGAUCUCAUUCCAAACCCUCGCACACGAGGACACUCUACAAAACCCACCACCGAGCGCCUCCGUAUCCAGAUAUCCGCGCUGUGAAGGGUAUAGGACAAAUCGUCCGAAUACAACACAAGCUGGGCUUACACCUAUACCUUUGACACCCUCCUUCAUACUUGAACCCGAAGCUUCGCAGCGCUUCAACAUGUCUUCGUCAAACGGAGACUCCGCGACGUCCGCCAGCCAGGAUCAGAACGCUCAGGAAAGCGUAUUCGAAAGGAUUAGGGAGUUCGUCGCCUCUCUUGGACUCUCCGCAAGCGAUGGGCUCAUUCGGCACGCUGGCGAGACCACGCACGAGGAUCUCAAGGUUGUCGUAGACCCUCAGGGUCACCAGUGCUCCAUCACCUGCACAGCCGAGUCUUACGGCACUCUCACACCGGCCGUCUCCAUCCGUUCGGCACCCGAACGCCUGCAGUCACUUACCCCUCCGUCAAACUACGGCACAGUUCUCCCAGGAUGCGUCUAUCGUAGCAGCUAUCCAAAGGAGGAGAACUACGAAUACCUCAAGCAAGUCGGAAUCAAGACCAUCCUAACCCUGGUUCCGGAGCCACUCUCGCCCGAGUACCAAGACUUCAUGAAGGAGGCUGGUAUACAGCACUUCCACGUUCACGUCAAGGCCAACAAAGGCGAAGUUCGCGUCGAAUCGUGCGAAAUGUCACGAGCCCUGCGCCUUAUCAUGGACCGUACCAACCACCCGAUCCUCGUCCACUGCAACAAGGGCAAGCACCGCACAGGAUGCACUAUCGCCUGCUUCCGGAGGAUCCUCGGUGUCGACCCAGAGACGGUUCGCGAGGAAUACCACACCUACGCCGGCGCAAAAGCUCGCUUCCUCGAUGAAGUCUUCUUCGAGAAUUUUGACCUCAACUUGGUCAUGUGGAUUGCUCGCCAGGAGGGUUGGGUUGCGCCUGCAAUCGAGAUUGCACCACCCACACCCCCGGCUUCAGUCAGCUCAAGCGCCAGCGCAAAGGCAGUCGCUUUGGCUUGAUAUUUUUCCUUGGGUCAUAUUACAUUCUCCGGCGUUUGAAAAGGAGCAUUUGGGCUUGCCGGAUUAUUUGCCGGCUCAGUUGAGGUUUCAGCGCGGCGUUCCAGGCUCAAGAAGCAUAUCAUUAACAAUGGGCAUUGGGAUUAUGGCGUUGAACUCAAAAUAUUCUUAAUUGGGGCCUAGAAGAAGGCU
Molecule: messenger RNA, 1253 nt
Organism: Alternaria rosae
Lineage: Eukaryota; Fungi; Ascomycota; Dothideomycetes; Pleosporales; Pleosporaceae
Product: tyrosine-protein phosphatase SIW14
Exons: 1
Coding region: 225-1064 (279 amino acids)
Biological process (GO): protein dephosphorylation
Cellular component (GO): cytoplasm
Molecular function (GO): inositol diphosphate tetrakisphosphate diphosphatase activity; phosphatase activity
Source: RefSeq, a predicted model, not a curated record